This is a messenger RNA of Didymodactylos carnosus, 1335 nucleotides long. The record is from the annotation of a GenBank genome assembly. Lineage: Eukaryota; Metazoa; Rotifera; Eurotatoria; Philodinida; Philodinidae.
AUGGCCUCCUCCUGUACCUCUUCAUCGUCAAAGCCAUGCGUCGUUGACGGUUGUAAAUUAUCAGCACGCGGGAUUUGCGAUUGCUGUUUACAAAAUUUAUGCCGUACACAUUGGCAUGAACAUGCAGAUCUAGUUAAUGUUCAACUCAAUCCAUUGGUCGAUGAAAUUAAUACUCUUGCAGAUGAUUUUGCUCGACCUAAAGAGCAGCAAAAUUUUCUAGACAUCAAGACGAAACUGGAUGUGUGGAGACAAGAAGCAGUAAGUACAAUUAAUGAAUAUUAUGAGAGAAAAUGUCGAGAACUAGAUACAGUAAUGACAAUUGAAAUGAAUGAACAACGGGAAGAAGUGGAGAGAAAGAGAGUUUAUGUGGCUGAAUUAAUACGUGAAAAAGAUGCCACAAGGGAGAAAAUUGAUUCGUUGACAAAGAUUAUGAUUGCUCUAGAUAAACUUGAACAACAAACGGUACUAGUAAAUCUGGAAAUUCGACCAUUGAAAAUUGAUGAAAAUUCUAUUAGUAUUAACAAAGGAGCAGUAAAAGAUGCAGCACUUAUAUCAUUUCAAUUAGGAAAACCAUAUAAAUCACUCGAACUGACAAAGUGUGAUUCAAGUGCCCUUGGCACUAAUGGACAAUAUAUUCUUGUACAUAAGGAGCCAAAUAUCUGUCUUCUCGAUGAAGAUCUUCAGAUUAAGAUGCAAGCACAGUGGACUUAUAAUAAUCAUGGUUGUAUCAAUCAUAUAUGUUGGAGUUCUUCUGUUGAGAAAUUCAUUCUAGCAGCAUACCACGGUCUAUUUAGUUUUGAUACAAAGACGAGAAAGAUUGAAAAAUUACUGAAUGAAUACCAUAUGACUUGCACUUGUUCACCAGAUUCUAUAUAUUUGGUUGACGAAAGUUUCAAUAAAAUAAUAAAAUAUCUUGUAGCUGCCUUGAGCUUAUCGCCUCCACCGAAAUCCGUUUAUGAAUAUACAGAGAACGAAUACGUUGAAAGUAUGGCAUACAACAAUUCAAAACUUGCUUUGGUCGUUGUCAAUCGCCAGGGUCAUACAAGUUUCGGUCGCGUUGAUGUUUUAUCUACGCCAUCAUACGAUCGAACAUUUUCUUUUUCCCUUGAACCGGCUAACGUACUGAAUUGUGCACUAAAAAUUAUAUCUUUUGGAGUACGCGGCUGGCUAAUAGUCUAUCCACAAACAUGUCAAUUGCAGGAGAUCACACAAGAUGGACAAAACAGACAAAUGGCAACUUAUGCUAGUGAUAUCCCGUGGAAUGCUGUUUUUGUAGGAGAUAGGACGUUAGCUAUAUCAACAAGCAGUGGUAUUUGUCUUCACAAACUGUUGUAA